AUGGAGGCAACGAACUUGGCUUUAUCUCCACGAGAGACUCUUAAAUCUCGACCUGAACAUAAAUCUAUGGAUAUAAACAGCAAACCUAAUCAAGUAGGCACAGUUCUCCUAUAUGGCGUUCCAAUCGUCUCCUUAGUGAUUGAGGGGAACGAGCGUCUUUGCCUCGCCCAGAUAUCGAACACAUUAUUGAAGCAGUUCUCAUAUAAUGAGAUUCACAACAGGCGGGUUGCUUUGGGCAUCACGUGUGUACAGUGCACUCCAGUGCAGUUGGAGAUUCUGCGUCGGGCAGGAGCUAUGCCUGUGUCGUCAAGGCGAUGUGGUAUGAUAACACGUAGAGAAGCGGAGAGGUUGUGUAAAUCAUUUCUUGGUGACAACGCACCACCUCGGCUUCCGGAUGACUUUGCGUUUGCUGUUCAUCACGAAUGUGCUUGGGGCUGCCGUGGAGCUUUUCUGCCUGCCCGGUACAACUCAUCCAGAGCGAAAUGCAUCAAAUGCACCUUAUGUGGUCUUUUCUUCUCGCCGAACAAAUUUAUAUUCCACUCUCACCGCGUGGGGCCGGGUGAUAAAUAUGUUCAGCCUGAUGCUGCUAAUUUUAACUCCUGGAGACGGCACAUGAAGCUCAGUGGAAAUCCACCCGUUGAAGUGGUCCACGCGUGGGAGGAUGUCAAGGCCAUGUUUAAUGGUGGAACCAGAAAGAGGAUGCUAUCUGCUGCUAGAAGGUUGCCUAUUCGCAGGCCGGAGGAGAGCGAAGCAAAGCGUGUUCCAGCUAGUCCACCGAAUGCGCAUACGCCGGUACCGAGAUUGGCGGAUUACGUUUGGGGAGCAAGACUGCCUCUUCCCUAUGCUCUUCCAUGGCUGAAGCCCAGUUUGUGGACACCAGGGGCAUUAACAGCGUUAAGUGGAGUGAGUAGCAUGGACGAGCCGCGCGCCUUCCGUCCCGUCAUCACACAUCGUGUUGACUCUCCACAAAUAUCACCGCUAACAUCAUCAUCGCGUUCACCUAACAGCAGAUCGCCCAUAAACAAAUCGCCAAACAGUCGAUCGCCACUUCUGUCCCCAUCUCGCUCUCCGCUUCGCUCACCGCUCCGUUCAUCGCCUGCUCGGUCCACAAAAAGCGACCGUGACAGCGACGAAAGCGUGGAUAUAGAGACCACUGAAGAUGACCAGAAUAAGGAAGUGCAGUGCACAUGGCCAUGCCGUUCAAGUACAGCCCGAGCAGAGUGUUGGAGUGCGCUGGUGCCUAAGGUCGAACGCGAAGAGGAACCCUGGCGGCUGCCAGACCUUCGGCCUCCCGUACGCUUCUUGCAUGACCGAGAGCGAGAUGGAUGCGCUGCUUGCGUUGCGCCUCUCCCGUUACACCCUACUGCACCAACUCACACCCACUAGCAUCUCUAGCCAAUAAUAUAAAAAGCAAUAAUUUAGUUCACGCUUAAUUUGUAGAUAAUUAACAUUAAUAGAUAAAAUACAUUAACAGGCCUCAAACAGUUGUCACAUUUAUUAGUGAAAUGCUAAUGAAAAAACCCCACCUUACACAGUUGGUUUAUUUCUUGAUUAUUGUUCUUAGGCAGACCUAGUAGUCACGUCAGGGACGGCUUAAUGAUACUUUAAGUUCUAUAAAAAUAUGUAGGAUGCGAUGUAUAUUCAUAAUAUACAGUGGCCGAAUUGUUGAUGCGAUGAUUGUUUUGGAGGCCACUCUUGUACACGAGUGUAUACCGUAUAAAAACAAAUAAUUGCUUUCUGAGAUUAUGAAGAAUGUUGAAAUCUUUACAAUAAGAAAGUAGGUAGAGAUUGUUUGGAACGAAAUAACAUCAAGUACUCGAUAUAAUGUGUAUAUAGCAAUAUCUAUGAUAAUAUUUUCUAGUCAUAAUCACCAUAGCGCGCAAUAAUAGUUAUAUUUAUUUUAAUAAUCGGAUCUAGUCAGUCAUUUGUGUAGAAACA
Pieris rapae (cabbage white) is the source of this 1938-nucleotide messenger RNA. It is a transcript of the gene fuss, whose product is annotated as SKI family transcriptional corepressor 2. The transcript has 9 exons. Gene Ontology annotation, cellular component: nucleus; transcription regulator complex. NCBI's taxonomy places the organism in Eukaryota, Metazoa, Arthropoda, Insecta, Lepidoptera, Pieridae. The coding region runs from base 1 to 1386 and encodes 461 amino acids. Gene Ontology annotation, molecular function: DNA-binding transcription factor activity, RNA polymerase II-specific; SMAD binding; RNA polymerase II cis-regulatory region sequence-specific DNA binding. Gene Ontology annotation, biological process: negative regulation of transcription by RNA polymerase II; negative regulation of BMP signaling pathway. The record is from RefSeq and is a predicted model, not a curated record.